Molecule: messenger RNA, 1980 nt
Organism: Ornithodoros turicata
Lineage: Eukaryota; Metazoa; Arthropoda; Arachnida; Ixodida; Argasidae
Gene: Slu7
Product: pre-mRNA-splicing factor SLU7-like
Exons: 15
Coding region: 92-1768 (558 amino acids)
Biological process (GO): mRNA splicing, via spliceosome
Cellular component (GO): spliceosomal complex
Molecular function (GO): pre-mRNA 3'-splice site binding
Source: RefSeq, a predicted model, not a curated record
GCGACGUCAGCGAACCACGUGACCCUUUCUCCCUUCCUCCUGUACCAAGGCGCCAAGGGCCAAGGCCUCCGAACGAAAAGGGAAAAGCACGAUGAAUCGACCUGUUUCGGAAAUAAUCAAAAGCAAAGACUCCGAUGAACCCAAGAAGCAGUCCCGUGAGGAUUGGAGAAAAGCUAAAGAGUUAGAAGAGGCAAGAAAAGCAGGCACAGCGCCAGCUGCCGUUGAUGAGGAAGGAAAGGAUAUCAACCCUCACAUCCCUCAGUACAUAGCUUCAGCUCCAUGGUACUUUGGUGCUAAGGGGCCGACGUUGAAGCAUCAACGGCCACAGCCCGAAAAACAGCAGGAGUUUUCUGCUAUAAGCGAUUACUACGCAAGAGGAGAAUUUGUUGGAAAGGCUACCAAGUAUCGCAAAGGAGCUUGCGAAAACUGUGGAUCCAUGACUCACAAGAAAAAGGACUGUUUUGAAAGGCCACGGAAAGUGGGCGCAAAAUACACGGGCAGUGAGAUAGCUCCAGACGAAAAGGAAUUACCAGAUCUCAAGCUGGACUAUGAUGGGAAACGGGAUCGCUGGAACGGAUUUGAUUCAGCUUGCUACCAAGGGGUCAUCGAGGAGUACCGUAAAGUAGAAGAGGCCAAGCGUCAACUGAAAGAGGACCGUUUGAAGCACGACAUAGCUAGUGUGGACACCACUCAUGAGGACGACAGCGAUGACGACAUGGAUGGUGAUGAAGACAAGUAUGCUGACAAUGCCGACAUGCCUGGCACAAAAGUCGACAGCAAGCAGCGCAUCACUGUGCGAAACCUUCGAAUUCGAGAAGACGUUGCCAAGUACCUGAGGAACCUGGACCCAAACUCAGCAUACUAUGAUCCCAAGACUCGCUCCAUGAGAGACAACCCUUACAAAAAUUCAAACAAGACUCCAGAAGAGUUGCACUUUGCAGGAGACAAUUUUGUGCGAUACACAGGCGAUACCAAGAAGGUGGCAGAAGCACAAUUGUUUGCAUGGCAAGCGUACGACAAAGGAGUAGACGUCCACCUUCAAGCUGACCCCACCAAGGCAGAGCUUCUCAGCAAAGAAUUCCUGUCCAAGAAGGAGGAAUUCCGGCACUCUAUGAAAGAAAGUAUCAUGGAAAAGUAUGGCGGAGCUCAGCAUCUCCAGGCACCUCCCAAGGAACUCAUCUUUGCGCAGACUGAAGACUAUGUCGAGUUCUCUAGACAUGGGGAGAUUAUCAAAGGAGGUGAAAAGCCAAUCAUACGCUCCAAGUAUGAGGAGGACAUCCUUAUUAACAACCACACUACUGUCUGGGGUUCCUACUGGAAGGAUGGUAACUGGGGCUACAAGUGCUGCUACUCCUUCGUGAAAAAUUCCUACUGCACGGGAACCACGGGGCAGCACAUUGAAUCAACAGUGGAUAAUCAAAUUGUCCUCAAUGAGUCUUCAAUCGGGGAAGAUGCAAGUGCCCCACUGGAAGAAAAACAAAAGAGGAAAAAGAAGAAGAAACAGAAGAGAAACAAGAAGCAAACAGCCAAGCAUCCAAUCGGACAGGAUACAUCCAAUAGCAGCUCUGAGGAGGAGGAGGAAGAAAGAAAGCAAAAGAUAAAAGAGGCUAUGCAAGCCAUUGAUCAUGACCAGGAUCAGGAACUUGACGAAAGAAAGAGGAAAUACAACAGCAUGUAUGAGGCAAAGGCACCAACAGAGGAAGAGAUGGAAGCGUUUUUCAUCAAACGAAAACGAGCAGAAGACCCAAUGGCCUCAUUUCUGUCAUAGUGUAUUCAAGAUGUGUCCUGUACUUUACAAAUAUAUACCAACCCUAAUAUGAUACCCAUUCUUCGAGAAAUCAACUUUAUUCAAAGCUUGCAUGUCAGAUGAGUCAAGCCUAUUGCAGCUUUAGAAUAUUAACACUGAAAAGAAUGCAAGCAAUUUUUUCCAUUGUUUGGUCUUCAAGGCGGAAUAAAUGGUGGUGGUUUUUGUCAACAUGA